Coprinopsis cinerea okayama7#130 is the source of this 1377-nucleotide messenger RNA. RefSeq lists its product as hypothetical. The transcript has 5 exons. Lineage: Eukaryota; Fungi; Basidiomycota; Agaricomycetes; Agaricales; Psathyrellaceae. The coding region runs from base 1 to 1377 and encodes 458 amino acids. The record is from RefSeq and is a predicted model, not a curated record.
AUGACCAACACUAAUACUCCAGUGGCGAACGCCCCGGCGGCUUCUGGCAAGCAAGGCGGACCUUCGACAUCGACCUCGCCGGGGGUGCUGAGGACAGGGACCCUCUACGUCCGGGAGCGCAACGCCUUUGGUGGGAGGGUGUGGAAGUCAAAAGGCGUAGUCCUCAACGAGGCCGCCUUGGUUAUACACCAGCCUUCGUCGAAUCGUCAGACGAGGAUACUCUUGAGCUCUAUUACUGAGCUUGAGAGGACCGACUUGAUGCCUCACUCGCUGAGUAUCAAGUGCGGUACCAAAACUUAUCACCUCGCUUUCGACAGUGAUGUCGACCUCUAUGACUGGCGCGACGACAUGUACAGUCGCUGUCCGCUGGGAGCUCAGACCACCAACCCCUUCAACUUUAAACACACCGCACACAUUGGCUCGAGCGGCGCGACGGGCACCUUCACAGAACCUUCCACUCUACCUUUAUACGAAGAAAUGAUGGGCCGGUCUAUCCCAGUGACAGCACCACCACCUCCAGCAGCUUCCCGCUCACGAUCCACACCCACCUCUCGACGACGCUCGAAUCCCCUUGACGGCACUUAUGUUCUCACCAACAACAACAAUGUCAACAUUGAAGGUGUCUUCUUCAUCAAGCAGACCGGCAUGUUUGCGGGCUGGUAUUGGAAGGAACGGUGGCUGUCUCUGAAAGGGAACGCCCUGACAGUUCAUACAAGGAAAACAAAGGCGUCUCCACCUGCGAAAGAGAUUCCCCUGUCGACUAUCAAGAGUGUCGACCCAGACCCCAAGCGAUCCAAUUGUCUCAUCGUAACGACAACGACUCGUGAAACAUGCAUCAACAUCCUGUUCAACACUGAUAACGAGUUGUACGCUUUCCGUGAGGCAAUCUACCUCCGCAGCGGUCUCUCUGCCGUCAUUAGCACGCCGACGAAUUUGGUGCAUGCUAUGCAUGUUACGUUCGACGAAGCAACCGGGGAGUUCAAGGGUUUACCCGAUCAGUGGAAGACACUCCUAUAUCCCGCCCAUUCGGCCCACAUCGUCAACUUACCAAUCCAACCGACCAACACGACCGGUAACAAGGAUGGGAGUGGCCGAUCUUCUCGACGACGUUCGCAACCGCGGGCUGCAGACUUGAUCGCCCCCUCUACUUCAAAAACGGCGGCAUCGCCAUCGUCAACUCCGGUCACCCGAGUCCCAGCGCCUAGUACGAGUGCGGAUACGGAGGAGGGAUCUCCUUUGGGCGUUGCUUCGACACCGCAUUCGCAGUUCCUCGCUGGGACGAGUGCGGAUACGGAGGGUACCUUGGUCAGCGUCUCGCCUCAAGCACCUCCAUUGAUGUCUGUGGUCCAGACCAGUGUACAGGGGUCUGGGAAGUAA